CCAGUAUUCGCUUCUUACUACUUGAUUACUCACUAUUCGCUGACCACCGGUCUGCAACGCACGGGAAAGGUGCUGCCAUUCAUUUCUUGAUCCUUCGUGAAUGCUCUCCUCGCAAAACUGUUGACGAUCACUUCCCCUCUCAUCACCGCGAGCACAGAAAGCAACGUCCUUCCAUCGGUAUUUUCCAUACAGGACUCAUACAUGCAUAUCCUCUUGUGGCUUCCUGCGACGACCAAGUUUUCUCACGCCGCACGGUCAUCCCAUUUCGAAAUUUUCCGUUCAGGGCGAGCAGAUCCGAAGCAUCUGAAUGCGCACAUGAGAACAUGCAUUUCUAUCACAUGGCACGCCUGUCGUUCGAAAAUGACGAUGGUCAUAACUUUCCAGGGCUAUCCAGUUGCACUCGCACGCCCCUGGCCUGCCCGUGCCUUUUUUCCGGCUGACCACCAUGAGAGCACAUUGAGUUCUUCCCAUUAUCAACAUGUGCCAUUCUGGCUGCAUGCAAGACACAGCGCACUGACCAAGGCCAAGCGUUCUCAAGUAUCUGAUAUGCACCUAAUAAAUUGCGCUUGUGCUCGUAAAAAGGUACGUUGCAAUUUCACUUUCGGUUCGGUUACGUUUCUAGCCAGCCCCUCUCCUACAAUUUACAUCGGGCUUUUAUUCGUAAAUUAUGCCAAGCUAUGCCACACUAUAGAUGCAAACAAUGAUCUAGGUUCUUGGGAACGCUGCUGAUCACUAAAGACUGUGAAAGAGCAGUCCAGCUCGACCCACCGGAAGAACAUUUUGGUGUGCUGUAGUGGCAAAGCCGGUACUCCUACUCCCCUUGACUGGGAGCACUGAGGUCGAACUACACUGAGAGCUCUUUUCAGAGCUCAACGACACAUUUGUUUCUUGAUUCAAACCUUUCAAAAUCAACAGCAUUGUAAAGCAAGCCCCAAGGA
Molecule: messenger RNA, 938 nt
Organism: Tilletiaria anomala UBC 951
Lineage: Eukaryota; Fungi; Basidiomycota; Exobasidiomycetes; Georgefischeriales; Tilletiariaceae
Exons: 1
Coding region: 202-729 (175 amino acids)
Source: RefSeq, a predicted model, not a curated record